GCCAUCAUUACAAUCUAGGCGCAACCAAGAUUGCAAUCAAGAAUGUUAAUAAGAAAAGAAAUAGAUGGUACCAAAAGUGAGUCGACUUAAACCGAACCUUGCAGUGGAAAUGAGGCAUUAUGGCACUUUUUUGUUUGUCGAUUUGGUUAUAAUCUGCGUGUCAUUUUACAGGAGAGAAAACGUUUUGUGGUGCCGUCAAAGGCAAAGAGCUCACAAAAGUGGUGCAGCGAGUCAGUCGAACAGAUACAGAAAGUUAGUGAAGCCAAACAAGAAUCCCCACGAGAAGGACAAACGAAAAUGUUACACCAAAAUAUGAAGAAUAUACCACUGCUGUCAGAUACAGACUGCUCUGAACACACAAAGUCUUCUCGUAGCGUCCCGAGCCAGGAGAGACAUCAUGAACACGCAACAGCUGACAGAAACUCUCCGGCCAAAACUGAAAUAACAGAGACAACGAGACACCUCACAUUUCAGCAAACGGAGAGAGAGCUGUGCACCGACAGUGAUGCUACAGUUUGCGAGCUCCCGAAAAGUCAGAGGCAAUCCACGCAAGAGAGCGAAGAAGCAGCCACAGCUGUAACAAUGCCUCAAACAGACGAAAUGUUACCGGCAGGACAGACAGAAGACGCACCAGAAAAUCUCCAAAAGAAGAGGAAAAAAAAGAAAAAAGACAAAGGAGAUAAUGAAAAUGUAGAAGAAAGAAAUGGUCAGGAGCCAGAGCCUCUGCACGCUGCAACGUCUGCAAACUCGCCGCAGGAUGAUAACAUACAGACACAGGAGGAAGUUGAUUUAAAAGAAAAGAAAAAGAAGAGAAAAAAGAAUAAACCUGCAGCAGAAAUCAGUCAACAAGACAUGGAUGCAAACUUGGUAUCUGAUGUGAGAGAGGAGGACGGUGGCAAAAAGAAGGAAAGAAGCGGCGAAGAUGUCGAGCAGUUACAGUCUGAAUCUCUGAAUUAUGAAAUUAAGAAGAAGAAAAAGAAAAAAAGGAAAAGAGAAGAAUGUGAAGACGAAGGGACAUCCGAAAUGACUUCAAAUUUGCCGCAAAUGUCGACGGAGCAGUUGCAAGAAUCUGUAAACAGCUUGGAAAACGGUGCAGCUUCUUCGCAAGAAACAUUAGGUCACGUCAAGAAGAAAAAGCACAAAAAGAAGCGACAUUCAACCUCGAAUGAUGUGACUCGGGAUGGAGGAGAGAGCGUGGAUUUGAACUUUUGUGCCGAAGAUUCUGUGAAUUCGGCGAAAGAUUCAGGGGCGUCGCCGAAAAAGAAGACGGAUGUCCUCACUCCUGAAGAAAAUAAGGUGGAAAAUGGUAAUAUAGAGGAAACAAAUGAGAUAAAGGAAAACAAUGCUGAAGUGGUGAAGAAGAAAAAGAAGAAGAAGAAAAAGAAAAAUAGUGAAAUGUUGAGCUCAGAGGAAAAUGUAGCACAUGAUUCGGUGUCUGUGCAGGAAAUGGAAAAGAAGAGGACCUCUUCCUUCCUUGUUGCUGAUGCAGAGGAAAAAGACGCUCAGACGGAUGAGGAGCAAAAACCACUGUCUCGCGUCAGCGAUGCAGAAACACACGAGACGGAGGAAUUUAAUGAAACGAAAAAGAAAAGGAAGAGAAAGAGGAAGAGGAAGAUGUCACAGCACUUUGAGGAAGCUGACAAAGCGAGCGCUCUGUCUGAAAUGACUGAAGCAGGAGUGAAAAGGAAAAAGAAACAUCAUGAAAGUUUGGAAAGACUUUCUCCAGCUGAUGAGGCUGUGGUGUUAAAGAAAAAGAAAAAGAAAAAGUUCAAAGAUCAUUUGACACAAGAGGAAACUCCACUAACUGCCACAGACGGUGCUGAAUCAGUAAAAUCCACCUGCAGCUCC
Molecule: messenger RNA, 1848 nt
Organism: Plectropomus leopardus (leopard coralgrouper)
Lineage: Eukaryota; Metazoa; Chordata; Actinopteri; Perciformes; Serranidae
Source: RefSeq, a predicted model, not a curated record